Molecule: messenger RNA, 5136 nt
Organism: Linum trigynum
Lineage: Eukaryota; Viridiplantae; Streptophyta; Magnoliopsida; Malpighiales; Linaceae
Source: the annotation of a GenBank genome assembly
CAAUUCAUUCACCAUUACAACACUCUCUGCAACACCAAAUAAUAAUAUAAAAAAGCUCCCAUCUCCAAACAAAACAAAAAAACCACCACCAUGGCUUGUAAUUGGUCCGCCGAGAACGCCACAAACGCCUUCCUGAAAACCCUGAAAAUGGUCAAAGAGCAGGGCCGUCAACGAUCCAAAGAGCCGGAAUCGGCCGAGUUCAUCUCCGCGCUAGCGGCAGGGAACAACUCCCAGCUCAUCGUCGUCGCCUCCGCCGCCCCCACCGCCGCCACGUCAUCCAUGCUCUCCGCCCUGGUGACGGCGGCCCACCAGACGGGCGGCCGGGUGGUCUGCAUCCACCGGGCCCAGCACGAGACGGAGCUGGCGAGGCGGGCCCUGGGCCCGCGGUCGCGGCAGGUGGGCUUCGUGACGGGGGAGGCCCACGAGCUGCUGCUUUCGGCCCACGCGGACUUCGUGCUCAUCGACUGCCACCUGGACAACCACGAGGGGAUCCUGGGGGCCGUCCAGCAGCAGGCUGGGAGUAACCAAAACGGCGCCGUUGUGGUGGGUUACAACGCGCUUGGGAGCGGGUCGUGGGGAUCUGCCGCCGGCGGGCGGUGGAGGACCCAGUUGCUGCCGAUCGGGGAAGGGCUGCUGGUGACCCGGAUGGCGCCGCCGGCGAGGAAUAAGAAGAGCCGGUGGGUGGUGAAGGUAGAUAAAUGUACCGGGGAGGAGCACGUGUUUAGGAUCCGAUCACCACAAGGGAAGAUUGGAGCCUAGAAAGACUGGCGCCAUUUAUUAAUUAGCAAGUUAAUUGCUCGUUGACAAAGUUUUGUUGGCCAAUGUAAGCUGUAAAUACUAGAAUAUAUUAUUAAGUAUUCGUUAGUCCAUGUGGAAAUGGGAUCUCUGGAAAAAAAAAAUCAGUUUGCAAGAUUUAAAUCUUUUUCGUCCCGUGUGCAAACCACUAGCAACUAGGGUUUUGAAGAACGUAAAAAUGUAUUGAUCACUUGUUCGCAAGGUUGUCAAAUCAGUUUUACUCGUCAAACUGUGUGAUUUGAAAUUUAAUGAUUUGAUCGAGAAUUUUUAAGGACUACAAUUUUUACUAGGAGAGAAUUUUCAAAAAAUGAAUUAUUUAUGGAUAUAAGGGGUUUUGGGAAUAACUUUACCUUCCUUUUCAGGAAUCCAAGUACAUUCCGAAAAUAUGUCUAUGAUAAAAAUUGUAGUCCUUAAAAAGUUAUGCGAAAUCAAAAAAAAUUUCAUGAUUUUCGGAUUGUGGAGCACAAAGUUAUGGUCGUUCAAAGUUUGACGAAAUCGAAAAAAGGCUCGUUCGGGGUAGCAAACGAUAUAUUUUCGAGACGAAGGCGGGACCAAAAUGCCUACGGCAAUUUGCGGCUUGCAAGAUCUCGAAAAAUUAUGCGGAAUCAAAAAAAAAUUCGCUACGAUCGGAUAACCGAGCACAAAGUUACGUUUGUUUAAAGUUUCGACGCAGGUCAGGCCUUCACCGCGGCCGUGUACUGCAAUCACUGUCUUCGUCGACAGCGGUGAUGCAAUCACUGUCUUUGUCGACAGCGGUGAUGGCCCAAACAUGCGUAGAUUGAGAAUUAUUAUAACAUGUGUAUUUUGAUAAUUUUUUUUAAAAACAUGUGUAACUUGAGAUUUUUUUCCUCUAAAUUCAGCCACACCCAGUUUCACAAUAAUAAAUCAUGCUUGCUCUAUGAUUUGCUUUGAUAAGCUAUGAUGUUGAUUAUGGUCAUUUCUGUCCCUUUACUCUCAUAACUUUCAAAUACUCACUGCUCACAAGUGUCAGACAACAGACUGUUUCUACAGCCUGGUUGCAGAGCCCAUUAAUGGACAUAUCAGUCAAUUCCAUUGAUGAUGAUGAUCAUGAUGGCAUGGCUUAAGAGGGCCUCAGUCACGGUCAGUUAGGCCCAGCUGAAAAUACCACUUUGUCAGUUUGGCCAAUGGUUGAGGAAGUUCAAAACUUCAAGUCUAACAUUAUCACUAUGUUUGGCAACAAGGGGGGUGCAAGUUCGAGGGGGUACAAGUUGAGGGGUAAAUUGUUGGGGGGUGCAACUUAGUGGAGGGGUAAAUUGUUGUUUGGAUGAAAAAAGUAGGGGGUGCAAAUAGAGUAAAAAGUAAGUAAUUAUAUUAUUAUAAAAUAGAUUUAUCAAUUUAUAAAAUAUUAUCACAAAAUAAUAACAUGAAAAUUCAAUAUAUAAUAAUAAAAAUAAUUAAUAAAAAUAAUUUUAAUAAAAAUAAUUAUUAUAUAAUAAUGCUCAAAUAUAAUUAUUUAUAACAACAAUAAUAAUCAUUGGUCGAGCAACCUCGAAACUCGAAAUCCAACUCGUAACUGGUCAUCCUAAGGGGGUUCUCGUGCCUAACUUUAAAUUGAAUAUGGUCAAACUUAGUCAAACACGUUCGAAUCUGUAAGUUUUAACUACUUAUUAAAGUAAAUCGAGUUAACUAAACUGUUCCUCUCUAUCUUUUCAACAAAUGCUUCUUAUCUCUAAUUUUCAAUGCAAAUUCGGGUCAACUAAGAGAUAUCGAUUUGACGAGGCGAACAUUGACAAACUUGCUCUCUUAGUCAAACGGUCAACCCCAAACAACUUCUACACUAAUAUAGAUAUAAGAAAAAAUUAAUAAUAUUAAUUAUUAUGUAAUUAUAAUCUAAUUAAAAAUUCAUAAUUCCCCUCCUCCUCCUUCCCCCUCCCUUCCUUCCUUUCCUUGCACCCCAAUUUGGGGGGUAAGCCGAAACAGUGAAUUUACUCUCACGUUUUGCACCCCCCUACUGUUACAAAAUAACCAAACGGGGGUAAACACUUUGGAACUUGUGUUUACCCCUCCAAACUUGCACCCCCUUCCAUUUGCACCCCUUCCCAAACAUAGUGUAUGUUUCCGAAGGAAGGGAGGAAAUGGAGGGGAGGUGAAAAAAAAAUUGGGAGGGGAGAUUUGGAAGUGAAGAGAAUUGGGAGGAAAAUGUUGUUUUAUGGAGGAAAGUGGGAAGGAAAGUGUGUAUUGAGAAGUGCGAGGAAUAUUUUAUUUUAUUGGUUAUUUAAUAGUAAAAUAAAGUAGAUGAUUUGAAUUUUUUUUGUUAAUUUAUUGUUAAAAAUCAAAAGUAAACGUGAAAAGAGCUUAAUCUAUUUUUUUGUGAAGCUAUGUUGCAAUUCAUGCAUUCAAAUUAAAAAAAAAACUAACACAAUAUCAUUUUUUAAAAAUACAUAGUUAUUUCCUAAAUCCAUAAUUCCCACGUUAAAAUAAGAACAAAAUUUUCACAAGAAAACGAAAAUGGAAAAAGGGAAUUAAAUACUCAUUUCCAUCUCCAUUAAUAGAGACUAGCUUAAAAGAGAAAAAAAUAUUGAAAAGUGUGAUCAAUAUGUUAUUUUAUUAGUAAUGUAAGAGUAACUAUGUUUAAAAUAUAUUUUGUAUUAAAAAUUAUGUAGAAGUGGAUAUAAUGAAGACCUAUUUCUCCAUGACUUUGAUCAUAACCAUUUUCAUUAUUUUUAGCGGAACAUGUCUCGUUCAUUUUAACUUGAUUAAUAUUUUCCCCAUAAAAGUUGGAUUACAUUUGUUGUACAAGAUAACAUCCGUUCUAUAAAUAUCACACUCUAAUGUUGUUUUACUAGAAACGUACCACACUUUUAUGUCUCGCGUAAUAAUUUUAUAUAUCACGUAAACAACAUUAUUCGUGAUGUAAAUCAAUGUUGUGUUUGGUUCAGAGGUAUGUUCGAUAUAUUUUCACCGCGGUUUCACUAUAAAAUUUUCUACCGCAAACUUUUUCGAUACAACAUUCGAUAAGCUUUCACAAUUUCUAAAAAAAAUUUGAUAGUUUACAUAGGUAAAGAGGUUGGGUUCUUUUUAUGGGACGGUAAAGAAAUUGGAUUUAAUUACAACUCAUGAUUAUAUUUAGUUAUUUACACUUAGCCAUAAUUAUCUUCUAAAAAUCCUUCCACCCUUACCUUAAAAAAAUAAAUAAUUGCCAACUUAUUUAAUCAAUUACAUAAAAGGGUAUUAAACCCCCAUAAAUUGGAUGCAGAUGAUGGGACAGAUGAUGGGAGGCUUUCUCUCCCUUUUCUCUCCGAAACCAAGGGUAGGGUUGCACAGUAAUUUUUCUUUUCACUCUUUCCCUCCUAACACUUUUCCUUCCUUCCCAAACAGAGGAAAGUUUAUUGGUUCCCUCAUUUUCCAGCCUAACUUUCCCUUUCCUUUCUUUUCUCUCCUUCUAGAACAGAGUGUAAGGUUCGUUUGCUUGUUGGAUUUGAAAAUGAGGGUUUUGAGUUUUCAAAACCUUUGGAUUUAUAAUGAAUUUGUUGCAUUAUGGAUUUGGAAGAGUACAUUGUUUGUGAUGUUUAUUUUUGUCAUAGAUUCAUGAUGGAUUUGUUCACAUUUUGCCUUCCAUUAUCAAAUGCCAAAUGAAAUGUGGGAUUUGCAAAUCUGUGGGGUCCACGGAUUUUGAUCUAAAAAACGGGUCCAAAUCCGUGGGCCCACUGAUUUGUGUCCCUUAGCAAAUAAUGGACUUGUGCCAAUUCCAUUAUGCUUGGAAUUUGGGUACCAAAUCCAUCACCCAAAUCCCACAAGCAAACGAUACCUAAGAUUACUGGUUGUAAAGAACAAAAGGUUGGCAUUAUGGAUUUAUGGUGGGUCUAAUUUGUGCUUGUUAAUAGACAUUCUAAUUAGGAUUGGUAAUCAAACCCACAAUCGCAUACUCAACCAUCUCGAUUCAAUCAAUUUGGGAAAUUCUCGCAUUGGAAAUGGGAUUAGUAUGGUAUAACUCGUAAAAGUUUUGAUGAUGAUGAUGAUAGGGUGUGUAUGGUUUUAUACUUCAUCGUCUUAUACACAUACUCAUAUCCGACCCAUUAAAAGUAAUUUUUAAGUAUAUAAGGGGUCGUUUGGAAGUUGCGAUAGUUUUGUUGAGAUUGUCAUUAUGCAUGUAUUGUUUACAAUGCAUCAUUUUUUUUAGCAGAAACAAUACAUGGAUUGUUUGUGUGAUGUGACAGAAACUAUCACUCAUUUUGAGUGAUUGUUAUAUCUCAACUUUUAGUUGUGAUUGUUGAGAUUGUUUUGUCUCAGUUUUUAGCUGAUGCGACAUACACAAUCACACAUACCAAAUGUUGUAUUCUUAAAAUGCAUCAAAUUCGACAAUACAUGUAUAAUAUUAUA